CGUCGCAGACAAGAACCCGGAAGUCGGCCUCGGAUACUGGAGUUCUAACCGUCUAUGGUGCGGGGGGGAGGGGGAAGGCGGAAAGAAACAAUAUAAUUCUUUUCUCCCACCACCACCACCGUUAAGAGUUGAAGAAUGGCGCAAACGGACUUCCCAAAUGUGACCCAUGAUGUAUUCAAUUUCACCCUUCAUACCACCCUGGCCCUCACUACAAAACUAGUGCUUCCUACACCUGCCAAACCAAUCCUUCCAGUGCAAACUGGCGUCCAGGCUCAACAGGAAGAACAAUCGAGUGGCAUGACUAUAUUCUUUAGUCUCCUUGUACUAGCUAUUUGCAUCAUAUUGGUGCAUUUAUUGAUAAGAUACAGACUGCAUUUCUUGCCAGAGAGUGUUGCCGUUGUUUCCCUAGGUAUCUUGAUGGGUGCAGUUAUAAAAAUUAUAGAAUCUCAAAAGCUGGCCAACUGGAAGGAAGAAGAAAUGUUUCGUCCUAAUAUGUUUUUUCUUCUUUUACUUCCGCCAAUUAUAUUUGAAUCUGGGUAUUCAUUGCACAAAGGGAACUUCUUCCAGAACAUAGGCUCCAUCACCUUGUUUUCUGUUAUUGGGACAGCUAUUUCAGCUUUCAUAGUUGGUGGAGGAAUUUACUUUCUUGGUCAGGCUGAUGUAAUUUAUAAACUGAAUAUGACUGACAGUUUUGCCUUUGGUUCCUUGAUCUCUGCUGUUGAUCCAGUAGCUACUAUUGCUAUUUUUAAUGCUCUUAAUGUAGACCCUGUGCUUAACAUGUUGGUCUUUGGAGAAAGCAUUCUCAAUGAUGCAGUCUCAAUUGUCCUGACAAAUACAGCAGAAGGUUUGACGAGAGAACAUACAUCUGAUGUAAAUGGAUGGCAAACCUUUUUACAAGCACUGGCUUACUUUCUGAAGAUGUUCUUUGGUUCUGCAGCACUGGGGACACUGACUGGUCUUAUUUCUGCAUUAGUACUGAAACAUAUUGAUUUACGAAAAACUCCUUCCCUGGAGUUUGGAAUGAUGAUUAUCUUUGCAUAUCUUCCUUAUGGACUUGCAGAAGGAAUUUCUCUCUCAGGUAUCAUGGCUAUCUUGUUUUCCGGCAUUGUAAUGUCUCACUACACCCAUCAUAAUCUUUCUCCGGUAACACAGAUCCUAAUGCAGCAGACUCUGAGAACUGUUGCAUUCAUGUGUGAAACAUGUGUUUUUGCAUUUCUGGGCUUGUCAAUUUUUAGCUUUCCUCACAAGUUUGAAAUGUCCUUUGUCAUCUGGUGCAUAGUGCUUGUCCUUUUUGGUAGAGCAGUCAAUAUUUUCCCCCUCUCUUAUUUGCUCAAUUUCUUCCGUGAUCACAAGAUCACUCCGAAAAUGAUGUUCAUCAUGUGGUUUAGUGGCUUACGUGGGGCAAUUCCUUAUGCCUUGAGCCUCCACUUGGGCCUGGAACCAAUUGAGAAGCGGCAGUUGAUUGGCACUACCACAAUCAUCAUUGUGCUGUUCACAAUCUUAUUGCUGGGUGGAGGAACAAUGCCUUUAAUCAGGCUGAUUGACAUUGAAGACUCUAAAGCCCGGCGGAAGAACAAGAAGGAUAUCAAUCUCAGCAAAACAGAGAAAAUGGGAAACACCAUUGAAUCUGAACACUUAUCUGAACUGACAGAGGAAGAAUACGAAGCUCAUUAUUUAAAGCGGCAGGAUCUCAAAGGCUUUAUGUGGCUUGAUGUCAAAUAUUUGAAUCCUUUCUUUACCAGACGGCUCACCCAAGAGGACCUACAUCAUGGGCGCAUACAGAUGAAAAGCCUCACCAACAAAUGGUAUGAGGAGGUACGACAAGGACCUUCUGGAUCAGAAGAUGAUGAGCAGGAGUUGCUGUAGCAGGCUGUUGGGUGUGGGUGCUUCUGCUGACAUCUCCAACUUUAAUUUUAAGGCAGACACUCACACGCAUACCAUGUACAACUUGGUAAGGUUGUUGUCAAGUGACUCUUUGUCCAGUAUAAAGUUGUGCCAUGUGCUGGAAUGCAAGAUCAUCUCUAAUGCCAUGUGUUUUUUUUUUAACUCUUUUGAAACUAUGGCCACUUUUCAGGCAGCAGUUAUCCCAAGUACACAGGGAUAAUUAAUGGAUAAUAAGAUAAUUAGAAACAUGGGUGGCACUGUCUGUGAUUUUCUGCUGUAAAUGUACGUUAAAGAAAAUUCUGUAGAAGAGCUUUAAAAAGAAGUUUAGUGCACUUUACUCUACUUUUGCCAAUAUACUGGCCCUGUACUGGAAGGACAAUGCUGUGAAUUUGUAUUGACACUGAACAAAUAAGUGAAUAUUUAAGGCCUAUCUUUACAUUGCUCUUUAAAUAUUUAAUGAACUCAGGGUACAGAGUGACAGAAGACAGAAGCAGCUAAUGAAAGGCCCUUGGCCUUUGGGAUUUCUAAAAAUGAUUGUUCCAAUUUGUUAUUUCUAAGUUUGAAAUAACUUGACGCACAGUUCCAUACCAUAACUUCAGAUCAUUUGGUUCCAGAAUAAAGCUUUAUUUGAAAUCUAUCAAGCUUCAUUUUCAACCCUUCUCAUUGCUUUCCUUUGAGAACAGCUCCACAGCACAACUCUGGAAGGGUGUCUUGAAGCCAGAGCAUAGAAGAGGCAAAUAAGCAAGGAGUUCCUUUCUGGGAAAGUCCAAAGACUGGAAACAAUUCAGCUGCUUUUUUUAUUAUUCCCAGAUUGGCCUUUACAUACUGUCUAAUUUUUUUUUAGAUGCUUGCAGAACCAUAUGUGCUCAUGCAAAACAUCAAUGACUGUACCUUUUUAAAAAGCUGGGUGGGGAACAUUUCUGGAACUUUGCCAUGAAUAUAAAACAUUGGUCGAUGGGAUAUUAUCACACUAAAAGUGAGGGGGAAAUGAUGCAUUUUUUCCACCUGAGUAAAAUUGAGAUAUUUUUUGCAAACCACAGAAACUCCCAUUUAUAUUCCAAACUGGUACAGCCUCAGAAAGCUUAUUCCACAUGAUUUUUCCUCAUACACAAAAGUGUCUCAAGAUUCACUGCAGAUAGAAAGGAAUACAGAGUUGAGACAGACCUCUAGCCACAGUUGGUUGUGGUUGGAGUGGCCUGUCAGCCCUAUAAAACAAAUAUAACUAAAUAUUCCUCGUGUAACUAAUUGUAGCCUUGUUUUUUCUGCCAUGCUGUCAUGACAGAUUGAUAAAGCUUGCACAAACGUUCUCUUACAAACAUGUUCUCAGUAACAUUGUGUAAUGUUGAGAGCAGGAAUGCUGCAGUAGGUGCACUUCAGAUGAAUUUUAAGAUCGAUCUUUAAGCAACCCUUCACUGCUGACAAGAAGAGAUCAUAAGAAAAUUAUUUAAUUCAAAAGAUGUGAAGAGAGGAAGUAAAACCGAGUCAUUCUAUAGGUCUCAAAGGACAACUUGUCUUACUGCCAGAUUCUGCUGGGGAUACAUGCCAGGACUGUUCUGAAGCUAAGUGAAUGAGGAUGCCUUUUCUCCUUUUUCCCCCUCUACAGAGUGGGGACAUAUUGUUAUUUCACAUUGUGAAACAUUAGGCGAGUUUGGCAUUAAAUCAAUGUAUUAAAUAACAUUAAGGCAAGUUGGGCAUUAAGUUAUAUACUUAGUUAUUAUUUCAGUUUAUAUGAUUCCCCAUAUAAAUUCAUGACUCUGGGCAUAUAGGAAUUAAAAACUAUAGAACAACAAAAAAUUGUAUAAAACACUGCAUAAAUAAAAUCAGUAGCUGAGGUAAAAAAAAAAAGCAAAAUUACAGUCAGUAAUUAAUACAACCAGUGCUUUGCUUUGCAUUGAAAUCCCCAAGCUUGAUCACACUAUUACUAUCACUAUUUAGAGUGAAAUUAGCCUUGAAGGUUGCAGAUGGCACAGGAAUUGAUGCUUUAUCAUCCAACUGUGGAAGAAUGCUUGCUCAAUUACCAGUGUGCAAGCAUAGUUCACCCAUCUCUUUGAGGUGUAUACUGUAUUUUGGACAACUAUCUUAAAUGACAAGGUCAAAUUAUUCAACAUCAUGUAAAUAGACCUCUGAAUGUCAUUAAAAAUUACUGGAAUAUAAAUAUAGUAGAAAUGCAGUUUAGCUUACCCAACUAUUUAGACAUAUGUAGACUUCUAAGGAAGCAUUAACACAGAGGAAUCUGCAUUCUAUUAAAGAAGUUUAUUUAGAACUCCUAACCAGUCUCCUAGCAAAAAUAUUGGAUUAAAGCUUUCAUAAUCCCCAAUCAACAUAGCCAAUACAAUAGUAGAAUAUAAGGGUUAGAAGGGACUCGAAAAGCAUUUGGUCCGCCCACCUGACCACUACUAAGCACUCUAAGCAGAUGGCCAUCUACCUUCUAUUUAAACACUUCCAUUGUCUUUUGAGGCAAGUGAUUCUUUUAUUGAACAAUUGUUAAUGUUAGAAAAAUUUUCUGAUUUCCAAUUGAAAUCUGUUUCCUUAUAAUUUAAAUCCAUGGUUUCUUGUUAUAUAUUCUUGAACAAUAUUGAUCAUAAUGUACAUGGCAGAGAUUCAGAUAUCUGAAGACAUCUGACGUUCUUCCACAAUAUACUCAACAAUUCCAAUAACUCCUCAGAACUUUUUCUUUCCAAGUCUCUUACCCCCUUGGUUAUUUUCCUGUGGACACAUUCAAAUUUGUUAAUGUUCAUUUUGAACUGCGGAGCUGGAAUUGGGCAUAAUAUUCUAGGUAUGGACUAGAGGGCAGCAGGUUGGAAAUUUAUGUUGAUUACAAUGUCAGAUAUUCCUAAACUACUCAGUUCAUGAGUUCUAGGAUAACCAUUGUUAUAAAAUAGGUUUGUGAGCACCUUCAUGAUUAAGAUAAAGAUAGUGUAAUAUCCUGGCCAAGCUUUCCCUAAGCAUGUUUUCAUAUGUGUAUGGCUACAACUUUCAAAGUUCUCCCACAAGUAUUGAUUCUGGGAAGUUGUCAUUCCAAUGUAUCUGGGCUACUCCAAUUUGGUAAAGGCGAUUUCUAACUAUAGAUUAUAAAAUAAAUUGUUCUGUAUCUAAUGGAGAAAAGUACAUCUUAUAAAACCUCAGGGCACAUAUGAGGCUUUGUUGAGUUAGCACUCAAUUAGUGGAUAGUGCCAAAGUCUGUUCUUUGAAAAGUCAAGUAUUUUAAGGAAUAAAAUCAUGAUGAAAGCUU
Molecule: messenger RNA, 5116 nt
Organism: Thamnophis sirtalis
Lineage: Eukaryota; Metazoa; Chordata; Lepidosauria; Squamata; Natricidae
Gene: SLC9A8
Product: solute carrier family 9 member A8
Biological process (GO): proton transmembrane transport; potassium ion transmembrane transport; sodium ion transport
Cellular component (GO): membrane
Molecular function (GO): potassium:proton antiporter activity; sodium:proton antiporter activity
Source: RefSeq, a predicted model, not a curated record